GAAUUCACCAAGUUCCUUUAUCACUACUCCCAAAUGUCUUCCAUAGGCCCACAAAUUCCUGCACACCUCCUUCCAGCCGUUUCGUCAGCCGGGGAUUCUGACGAAGACGACGAUUACACACCGGCUCUGCCACCCGACCUUACUGCCUCCCGCACAGCUGGGCCUUCGUUGCCUUCAAAGAGCGAAUCGCAUACACCACUUCCAAAACGACACUAUGUAGGACCAUCGUUACCUCACUCACACACUCCUUACGAUGAUGACUCGGAUUCAGAUGUUGGGCCUCAACCACUUCCUGCAGCUUAUGCUUCACAAAUAGAAGAAAAGUCAGGCGCGGAAGAGUUCAGGGAGAGGGAGGAAAGGAGAAGGAAACUACAGGAAGAGGCGAGCAAGCCGAAAAAGCUUCAGCGGGAAGAGUGGAUGCUUGUACCUCCAAAAAGUGGCGACUUAUUGGCAUCACUUGACCCGACGAAAGCCAGGCCUCGUCAGUUCGCACGUAGCGCUGCACCAUCGCGUGACAAUUCUGGAUCUUCCCUUUGGACCGAGACACCUGCAGAAAGACAGCAACGUCUUGCUGACGAAGUUGCCGGACGGAAACGACGUGCUGCAAACGCACCGCCGGAGGAGGACUCGCAUGACACGGCGAAGCGGCGGAGACGGGAUGAAGAGAUUCGCAGAGGAGUUGACGAGCACACACGCAAGGCUCGCGGUUCAGCCCUUGUAGAGUCACAUCUAGAGCGAGAAAAAGAGGAAGAGAAUCACAAGCAGAGUGAACCAUCGGUUAUCUGGGAUCAUGAACGUGAUAUGUCUCUAGGUGGACGGCUUAUGGAUGAUAAACAGAGGCAGAAGAUGCUUCGGGAUGCCAAAGGACUAGGAGAACGUUUCGGUAGUGGGCGCAACGGAAGUUUUCUGUAAGUUCCUGACCCUGCCAAAGACGCUGGAACCCGUUACAUCAACAUCAUCAACCCGAGUUUCGGAGCAAUGCACUGUUGGGUUGCAGACGAGGGUUCGGGAAGCUGAGCUCAGACGUAUGAUGCCACUAUCAUUCGAACAUAUAUUUCAUCUCCAUUGCAUGCUCAGUCUUAUGGUCGGAUUAUUUAUGUAAGUAUAUCUAUCCAUCUUUCCCUUCACCAUCUAGUCUGUCUGUCUUACUUCUGUGAUUUUUUGUUCGUAAAAUUCAUCUAGAUCAGAUUACCGUACCUGCGAGGAAAUCAUUUGAAGGUCUUUUCGGCUUUCUCUUUGAAUAUAUAAUGUUUGUAUCGAUUAUCUCUUCUGACGAUGUUCCAUGGGCUGCG
This is a messenger RNA of Suillus discolor, 1292 nucleotides long. RefSeq lists its product as uncharacterized. The record is from RefSeq and is a predicted model, not a curated record. The transcript has 3 exons. The coding region runs from base 34 to 912 and encodes 292 amino acids. NCBI's taxonomy places the organism in Eukaryota, Fungi, Basidiomycota, Agaricomycetes, Boletales, Suillaceae.